This is a messenger RNA of Serpula lacrymans var. lacrymans S7.9, 285 nucleotides long. RefSeq lists its product as uncharacterized. NCBI's taxonomy places the organism in Eukaryota, Fungi, Basidiomycota, Agaricomycetes, Boletales, Serpulaceae. The coding region runs from base 67 to 234 and encodes 55 amino acids. The transcript has a single exon. The record is from RefSeq and is a predicted model, not a curated record.
UAAGGCCGCCUCGCGCCAUCAAUUGAACUGGCAGCUGAUGAUCAGCUUCUCUAGCUUCCUUCAACGAUGACUGCGUUCCCGCCCUGGUCGCGCCGGAUCUUUCACCCCGCUCCCACUCUUCUAAUAGGCGCGAUGAUAAACCGAUGUCUGUCGGCGCCGUAUAAGAAGGGCCGCAUGGGACAUCGAGUCAAUAGCAAAGUAUUCCCGCCCUUCCAUCGCAUAGACUCACAGUAACUCGCCUAGACAUGCACUAUCACCUCAACUCAUCCUCUAUCACCUCUCAUG